CUAGCGCCCUGCAGCUCUCGCCAGGUCUCACCGCAGACUGUGCAGACGCAGCGCUCGUGCGCCUCCCUCUCGGGCUCGGCUGCCCGGGAUUUCCCCAGGACCUGCGCGGCGCGAGAAGGAGGCUGGGAGCAUCCGCCCAGACUGCCCGGACUGUCGGCUCGACUCGCCGCCUUUGGCCCCCAGCCGGCCUCCGCUCCUCGGGCGCUCGAGGGGCCGCGGUGGUGGCAGUGGCACCCGGCAUGUUUCAGAGCCCGCGGCGGCUUUGCUCGGCCCUGCUGCAGAGGGACGCGCCCGGCCUGCGCCGCCUGCCCGCUCCCGGGCUGCGCCGCCCGUCUUCCCCGCCGGCGGCUGCCCCUAGGCCCGCAUCCCCCCGGCUGCUGGCGGCGGCCUCGGCGGCCUCCGGCGCCGUAAGGUCGUGUUCCCGAACAGUGUGUUCCAUGGGAACCGGUACAAGCAGACUCUAUAGUGCUCUUGCCAAGACACUGAACAGCAGCGCUGCCUCCCAGCACCCAGAGUAUUUGGUGUCACCUGACCCAGAACAUCUGGAGCCCAUUGAUCCUAAAGAGCUUCUUGAGGAAUGCAGGGCUGUCCUGCACACCCGACCUCCCCGGUACCAGAGAGAUUUUGUGGAUCUGAGGACAGAUUGCUCCAGUACCCACCCACCUAUCAGGGUCAUGCAGUGGAACAUCCUCGCCCAAGCUCUUGGAGAAGGCAAAGACAACUUUGUACAAUGCCCUGUUGAAGCACUCAAGUGGGAAGAAAGGAAAUGUCUCAUCCUGGAAGAAAUCCUGGCCUACCAGCCUGAUAUAUUGUGCCUCCAAGAGGUGGACCACUAUUUUGACACCUUCCAACCACUCCUCAGUAGACUAGGCUAUCAAGGCACGUUUUUCCCCAAACCCUGGUCACCUUGUCUAGAUGUGGAACAUAACAAUGGACCAGAUGGCUGUGCCUUAUUUUUUCUCCAAAACCGAUUCAAACUAAUCAACAGUGCCAAUAUUAGGCUGACAGCCAUGACAUUGAAAACCAACCAGGUGGCCAUUGCACAGACCCUGGAGUGCAAAGAGUCAGGCCGACAGUUCUGCAUCGCUGUCACCCAUCUAAAAGCACGCACUGGCUGGGAGCAGUUUCGAUCAGCUCAAGGCUGUGACCUCCUUCAGAACCUGCAAAACAUCACCCAAGGAGCCAAGAUUCCCCUUAUUGUGUGUGGGGACUUCAACGCAGAGCCAACAGAAGAGGUCUACAAACACUUUGCAUCCUCCAGCCUCAACCUGAACAGCGCCUACAAGCUGCUGAGUGCUGACGGGCAGUCAGAACCCCCAUAUACUACCUGGAAGAUCCGGACCUCAGGGGAGUGCAGGCACACCCUGGAUUACAUCUGGUAUUCUAAACACGCUCUCAAUGUAAGGUCAGCUCUCGAUCUGCUCACUGAAGAACAGAUCGGACCCAACCGGCUACCUUCCUUCAAUUAUCCUUCAGACCACCUGUCCCUAGUGUGUGACUUCAGCUUUACUGAGGAACCUGAUGGACUUUUAUGAAUACUUAUUUUUGUCUUUCUAAUCACAAGAGUCUUAACAGGGGAUGUUUCAGGAAACAAAUAGGAUAAGACAAUGCCCGAGGAAGGAUAGAAACAUGGGAAGUUUCUGUCAUUUCAUUUUCUAUGUUUCCAGCAUGCCCUUGGAAAAGACUCCCUUUAGUUCACAGAUCUUUUCAAUUAAAACCUAUAGCGAAAAAGGUGUUUCCACUCCAAUUUUGGAUUGUAUUAUUUUCCUUAGUAUUAUAUUUUGAUCACAUAAGGGCAUUAAUUGGCUGAUUUUGGUCGGGUGCAGUGGCUGCUUAUUCCUGUAAUACCAGCACAUUGGGAGGCCAAGUUGGGAGAAUCAUUUGAACCCAGGAUUUUGAGACUAUUCUGGACAACAUGGCACGAGACCCCAUCUCUAUUUCUAAAAUAAUAAUAAAUUUGAUUAUUUUGAAGCCUUUUCAGUUUGAGGAUGCCAUAAAAACUCAGACUUGCUUGAAUCUUCCAUAAGUAACAAGUAUGUAGGCCAGUUUUUCUAAAUAGCAUUUUAAGUUAUUUGUGGGUUUUUAAAAUGUCAACAAAAUAUGCAUGAUAUUUAUUUUUUAUAUCUUCAUAUAAAAUUAAGUAAAUAAAUUAUAGCAUUAUCAACAUUUUAGAACCAUGCAAGAGAAGUUAUGCAGGAAGUAAUUUAUGAUAAUUUUCUUAAAAAGCUUUAAACUAUUUUCAUUUAGACUAACAAAAUUAGUACAAAGGAACUAUUUAGCCUGGAAGGGCUUUUGUUAUUUGUCAGAUUUCUUUGAUGCAUUCUUCUUAAAUAAUCCUUGUCCUGCCUCUAUGUUACUCCUUAGUGUGUUUCUUGAAGAGAUUCCAAUUGGUUUUCAAUUAUUUAAUCAACUAGUGUUCAUUAUUGAAUUGCUGUUAUAUAUUUAAACUUUGCCACUGGGAUGAUAUUGGUAUAUAUUUCAUAUUGGUCACUAGAUGUCAUUAUUUGUAUUGGAAUGAAUGUGCUGUUCACAAUAGGUUAUUUAGAAGCUGUAUGUGGCAGUGGCCAAGAGAGUCAGUAAGACCACUGGGCGCUUUGGCUCACGCCUGUAAUCCCAGCACUUUGGGAAGCCAAGGUGGGUAGAUCACGAGGUCAAGAAAGAGAUUGAGAGUCAGUAGGACCUUCUUUUCAGAGAUAAAGAACUUUCUAGAAAGCCUGUUAAUAGGCUAUCAUUGAAAUUUCCUAAGAUAGCCAGAAACUGUGAUUCAAAUUAUCUAGAACAAAGAAUGUAAAAAGUUAGAACCUGGGCCGGGUGCGGUGGCUCACAC
Molecule: messenger RNA, 2827 nt
Organism: Saimiri boliviensis boliviensis (Bolivian squirrel monkey)
Lineage: Eukaryota; Metazoa; Chordata; Mammalia; Primates; Cebidae
Gene: NOCT
Product: nocturnin
Biological process (GO): circadian rhythm
Molecular function (GO): poly(A)-specific ribonuclease activity
Source: RefSeq, a predicted model, not a curated record